Saccostrea echinata is the source of this 502-nucleotide messenger RNA. RefSeq lists its product as uncharacterized. Bases 55 to 477 code for a protein of 140 amino acids. NCBI's taxonomy places the organism in Eukaryota, Metazoa, Mollusca, Bivalvia, Ostreida, Ostreidae. The record is from RefSeq and is a predicted model, not a curated record. The transcript has 3 exons. Gene Ontology annotation, molecular function: carbohydrate binding.
UUUAGAGCAUUGAAACUUUCACAGAGGAUAAAAGAAGAAUAUGAAGAUACAAGGAUGGGAUAUAUCAGUCUAAAACAUAUUGGAAAUCAAAUAGAUGUUGGUCAGAACAUUACCUUUAGAGUGAAAUAUAACAAGAAAGGAAAUGAUAAACCAGGAGGAAUGGCCAUAAAUUUUAGACAACGAAUGGGCGAAGGGAACGAUAUCAUUCUGCAUUUCAAUCCAAUUGCAAGACAUCCGUCAUAUCAAAUAGUUUUGAACUCUUUCGUUAAUGGAAUAUGGCAAAAAGAAGUUUCCACUGGUGCAAAUCCGGCGGUAUUUUCAGAUGAGUUUACGUUAUCAUUGGACAUCAAAGAUACAAGAACUGUCUUGGUUAGAGUCCAAGGCGGAAUACUGACGACUUAUACCUGCCCCGUAGAUAUAACCGAUACAGAAUUCAUAGGGUUCUCUCCUGAUUACAGGAUUACUGAGGAAAAUUGACAAUUGACAAACUUGUAGUUAUUAA